AUGACUACAGGAACUUUACCAUCAACACCAGAAAAUGAACCAUUGAUUAAAUCAGCUGAUAAUGUUGCUAAUUUAAUUGAAUCAUUUAUAGAAUUAGGUGUAUUGGUUCAUGAUAAUCAAGGAACUCCACAAUCAAAUCAAGCAUUAAUGAAUAAAUUAAAUCAAUUGAUUCAACAAUUAUCUCAAACAUCAACCAUUGCCAAUGAUACAAAUACUAAUACAAAUUUGAAACAAUUUCUUAUACCAAUUGAUGUGAUUUCAUAUAUUGAAGAUGGAAGAAAUCCUGAUAUAUAUACUCGAGAAUUUAUUGAAGUUAAUGCUAAAAGUAAUGCUCGAUUAAAAGGGAAAAUGUUGGGGUUUAAAAAAUUACGUGAUGUUUUCAGUGAUAAGUUGAAACAAGAAUUUCCUCAAUUGGAAAAAAGUGUUGAUGAUAUAAUUAAACGAACCGAUGAUAAUUAA
Molecule: messenger RNA, 459 nt
Organism: Candida dubliniensis CD36
Lineage: Eukaryota; Fungi; Ascomycota; Pichiomycetes; Serinales; Debaryomycetaceae
Gene: MED10
Product: mediator complex subunit
Exons: 1
Coding region: 1-459 (152 amino acids)
Biological process (GO): positive regulation of transcription by RNA polymerase II
Cellular component (GO): chromatin; mediator complex
Molecular function (GO): transcription coregulator activity
Source: RefSeq, a predicted model, not a curated record